AUGGACGUCCGCGGUAAACCCACCCAAUGCCUCACGGACUGCGAUAACGUCCAUAAGAUUCUCUCCCACCGCCGUUUCAAUCCAGAGUGGAACAACUUGUACGAAAACCACCCAGCUGAUAUUCUGGGUGCCUGCUACAACUGUAGGGAACUCAAAAUCAAGUUCAGAGAUGACAACGGCAACGUCAUCAACGAUAAUAAGUCACGAGUCAUUGCUAUCGACGGAGCCUGCAGUGAGAAUGGACGACAAGAAGCUCGUGCUGCUUUCGGUAUCUACUUUGGCGACAAGGCAUAUGAUAAUUGCUCUGGAUUCGUCCCUGAAAAUAUCCCACAAACCAAUCAGGUUGCUGAGCUCAUCGCAGCAAUUGAGGCUUUGAAAAUCAUGGAGGAAUAUUUGGAUAAGGAUAUCAAAAACGGAGUCGCUAGGUCACCCGAUCGAUAUACAUGCAAAGUUCUCAUCAUCAUCGAUUCAGCGUACGUGGUAAAUGGGGCCACAAACUGGAUUUUCAAGUGGAAGGAGAAUGGAUUCAAGACUUCGACAGGAAAGCCGGUGACUAAUAGAGAGUUGUUUGAGGAGCUAGAUUAUCUGAUUAAGAAGUUUAAUUAUUUCGAGAUCCCGGUUUGGUUUUGGCAUGUCAAGAGAGAGUUUAAUAAAUCGGCGGAUGCGAUGGCGAGGAUUCCUCUUUAUGGUGAACAGGAGGUUCCUGUUUUGGUUCCUGUUGUCAGAGACUAUAAGAGAUUUUCUGAAAUGAGAAGACGUUGA
Molecule: messenger RNA, 762 nt
Organism: Sclerotinia borealis F-4128
Lineage: Eukaryota; Fungi; Ascomycota; Leotiomycetes; Helotiales; Sclerotiniaceae
Source: the annotation of a GenBank genome assembly